Photinus pyralis (common eastern firefly) is the source of this 3814-nucleotide messenger RNA. It is a transcript of the gene bsk, whose product is annotated as stress-activated protein kinase JNK. Gene Ontology annotation, molecular function: JUN kinase activity; ATP binding. The record is from RefSeq and is a predicted model, not a curated record. The transcript is spliced from 8 exons. Gene Ontology annotation, cellular component: cytoplasm; nucleus. Lineage: Eukaryota; Metazoa; Arthropoda; Insecta; Coleoptera; Lampyridae. The coding region runs from base 376 to 1635 and encodes 419 amino acids. Gene Ontology annotation, biological process: JNK cascade; protein phosphorylation.
GUCGUGACACCUUUUCAUAAUUCAUACGGAUAAUUACGUCGUCGACACGUAAAUGCGAUCCAGAGGAGAGAGUGAGUACGGAGGAAAUGGCAAAAAUUUUGUCUCGGAAUGUCGGGUAGGAGAUGGGGCAGACAGCGUGGAAUGCUCGCGAGUUGUAAAAAUAGAAAAUUGUCUGGCGAUUUUUUUUUUAUGAAUAGAAUUAAAUAAUGCGGUCACUUUAGAUUUUCUGCGAGUGUUGAAUUUUUGUCGAACGCUCGAAAUUUGACAAAAGACUUUUUGUUGGAAAAAUAUUUCACGGGAGGGAGCGCCGUCUUCUUGGAUGGUACGGCACUUCGUAGCGUUCUAGUCUGUUUGUGUUUUGAGUGCAAAUUGUAGAUGGAUCAGUUUUACUCUGGAAUGCCGUUACUUACAACAAUAGUAAAUUAUCGGGACAGAUGCCUUAAGAUGUCCCGACUAUCUCACCAAUUCUACACCGUGGAGGUGGGAGAUACAAAAUUUACAAUUUUAAAGCGUUACCAAAAUCUGAAACCGAUCGGAUCUGGGGCUCAAGGAAUCGUAUGUGCUGCUGUCGACACUGUAACGCAACAGAACGUUGCGAUUAAGAAAUUAAGUCGACCUUUCCAAAAUGUUACGCAUGCCAAAAGAGCCUACAGAGAGUUUAAGCUUAUGAAAUUAGUUAAUCACAAAAAUAUAAUCGGGCUUCUCAACGCGUUUACACCCCAAAAAUCGUUAGAGGAAUUUCAAGACGUGUACUUAGUAAUGGAAUUAAUGGACGCCAAUCUUUGCCAGGUGAUACAGAUGGACUUGGAUCACGAGCGGAUGAGUUACUUGUUGUAUCAGAUGCUGUGUGGAAUUAAACAUUUGCAUUCGGCCGGUAUCAUCCAUAGGGAUCUCAAGCCAAGCAAUAUAGUAGUUAAAUCGGAUUGCACUCUCAAAAUAUUAGACUUCGGAUUGGCUCGGACAGCAGGAACGACGUUUAUGAUGACUCCUUACGUUGUUACGCGUUAUUAUAGAGCACCGGAGGUAAUUUUAGGCAUGGGAUAUACAGAAAAUGUGGACAUAUGGUCGGUGGGUUGCAUUAUGGGCGAAAUGAUUCGAGGAGGUGUUUUAUUCCCCGGCACGGAUCACAUCGACCAAUGGAAUAAAAUUAUCGAGCAGUUAGGUACUCCGUCGCAACAAUUUAUGCUAAGACUGCAACCGACUGUUCGGAAUUAUGUCGAGAAUCGUCCACGGUAUCCGGGUUUUUCAUUUGACAAGUUAUUUCCCGAUAUGCUCUUCCCAUCGGACAGUAACGAGCAUAAUCGCCUAAAAGCGAGUCAGGCCAGGGAUUUGCUCUCGAAGAUGCUAGUGAUCGAUCCGGAAAGGCGGAUAUCGGUCGACGACGCACUUCUGCAUCCGUACAUCAACGUGUGGUAUGACGAAGGAGAAGUAAACGCAGUGAGUCCCGCUCCUGGACCGUACGAUCACAGCGUCGACGAAAGGGAACACACCGUCGAACAGUGGAAGGAAUUGAUUUAUCAGGAAGUUAUGGAGUACGAAAAUUCACAUGGGAAUAACGCGCGCGCUUCUUCUAGCUCUCAACCAAGUCCCGCUUCUAAUUCCACUGAGCCAAAUGGCACCGACUCGUUACGGUAGAGCAGGAUCUGAACCUUUAAGAAGAGACUGCUAUUACAACUAGUCUAAAAAGAAUUGUUAAAAAAAAUUGCAGCCAUCUUUAGUUCUCUAACCUUUAGUCUAUAGAGUCGUGAUAGUGUUAAUAGUGAUAAAUCACACUUAUUGACUGUUCGGACAACCAAUUUUUCGACGAAGAAUUUUCCGCGCGAGAGCCCGCAAAAAUCAGUUUGUGUGAUAUUGACCAUUUUACUGGCCUGUAUUUUGGAUUUUCAAGUUUACAGUUUGUAAGAGAACGGAAGAAAAAAUGAAAAUUUUUUUGAUACGCAUUUUUUUCGGAGAAUGAAUCGCGUGCGCCGGUGUAGAUUUAAAAAUUGAAAUGCAGAUUGGUAUUUAAUGUGUAAUACAAAAAUGUAACGAUAAGUAAUGUUAAUAUUGUAGUUUUCGUAUUUAUAUUUUGUUUUUUUAUUAUAUAUUGUUUUGUUGCAACUCGUUGAGUAUUUUAAAGAGGAGUUUUUUUAUACGCUCUUUCAUUUUAAACAAUUAAGCAAUACUAAAUAGGUUUCGUUUUAAAAACAUUUUAUAGUACAAUAUUGAAAAUGAAUUAAUCCAAUUAUGGUUGAAUUAUAGUCCAGAAAACGAAACUAAAAAUGGUAUAAAACCUGGCAAUUUUUGCAAAAUGCAUCGAUUUGCAUGAAAACAUGUUCAACUACAAGUUUUUCUCGCAUAGUUUUGCCAUUAUUUGACACUCUCUAAUUUAGCGUUUUACGAACAGGAGCUAACCUUUAACAAGCCACAGCUCGAUUCGCAUUGGUCAUACAGCAAUUAUUAAAAAACCAUUUUCGUUGUUUUUUUAAAAGCUACCAUUUUGUUCUCACACUUUUAGCUUAGAAUUAAUUCCUGUGUUAAAAUUACAAUAAAAAAAACCCUAGGGUGAUAGCACCCUUUGGCAUGAUAUAGAUUUUGAUCUUUAGGCUAUUCCCUACCUACUGUCAAAAUUUCAAGUUAAUCGAUAUAUUUUGAAAAAGUGCCAAGGCAAACCCUUCAUUUCCUGGACUAUUAAUUUAGUUUGUCAAACUGAAAAUAAUUUUUUUAAAUUUUCAAUUUGGAGAAUGCGCAACAUAUCUACGUAUUCCUCCCGUUUGCUACAUUCGUUUGAUUUGUUUUAAUGUAGCGCUAUACAAGUAAAAUACAUAACAUAGCAUAGAAAUAAACCUACGAUAAUAAAAUAACACUAGUUAAGUACAUGAUACUGAAUUAAAAUUGUAUAAAAUUUGAUUUUCUCUAAAUACAGACGGCGGUUUCUUUUUGUACAAAAUAAAUACGAAAUGAAAAGAAAUUAUAUACAAUUUUAAAUAAACCAAUUCAGUUAUGAUAAGUUUUAUGUAAAUUUCGAUCCGAUCCAAAAACUGUAAAAACAUUUAAAAUGCAUGUACAGUUUCAGUUGUAUUUACUUUUUUCACGAUAAUCAUCAUCACAUUGAAUGAAAUAUAUUUUUAAGUGAAGUUGUUAUGUCCAAUAGUUGAAUUGUUUACCGAUGUGGUAACCAAUAUUGUUGAUACCGCUUAUGUUUAGUUAAAGAUUAAUAGAAAAUAACGAGGAUACAAUCAAUUUUUAUGGUAUUCGACAUAUGUGCCCAAAUAUUUCUUGUGCAAAGUUCGUAGGCUGUCGAAAGAUUUUUAGUUUACAUCGUUUGUUUUAUAUUUAGUAUUUAAAAUACUGAAGCUUGUGAUCGUAUUUUAUAAUUUUUAAUUUUACUAUCGUUUUUUUAAGUCUAGUGUGAAUGUCUGUGUAUAUCGACGAUUAUAAAUGAAAUAAAUAAAAAUAUGUAGUAAGUUGUGUAGAAUUUUAAAUUAUUUAUUUUCUGUUAAAGGUUUAUGUAUAUUUUGCGUUUUUUUUUCUCGAGAAAUAAAUCGUUAUUUUUCAAUUAACUCUUGACACUUGUAAAUAUAACAGUUCUUUGUAGUGACUGACUCAUAAAAGUGUUAACUAUCCUGAAUCUCAAGUUCUUUCCACUUAAUAUAGUCUAGAGAUAAUGUCUUGUCGGUCGAUUCAAUACAACCAAAUUGCAAUCUAUUUAUUGAUAAUCACCAUUUUGUAGUGCAGACGUAUUUUAUCGACCGACAAGUGCCACAUUUAGUAAUUCGUAGCAAACAUCGCUUGUACUGUUCUUGCUUUGUAAAUAAACAGGUAAACAGUCUUU